AUGGUGUUGACCCGGGCCGGCCGCGCUAGGGCCGCAGCAGGACAUCCCACCCCGCCGCCACCGCGUACCUCAUCCUCUGGCUCGUCGUCACAUACUCCAUCACCCAACCAGCGCACGCCUCCGCCGGAUAGGAACCAAUAUAAGCAAACGGUGAUGAGGGAGCUGAACCUGAUGCAGGGACUGGCUGGCCAAUUGCUUCAAGACGGCCCCGCGGAUACCUUCUUAAAGAGCGGUGACUGCGUGCUGGGCUACACGUGCGAGGUCGCGAACGGACGGCACGUCGGCCCCUACACUUAUACCUGGAGUACUGCUCAACCUCUCAACAUAACGGUCGAGCAUUUCCUCUUGAUGAGAGGUCUUGAGACCUGGGAGCGGCGCAACGACGCACGUUGCUGUGCGUGCCAUUCGAAAGACCUCCAUUACCACGUUGGCCUUUUUGCCGUAUGCCAGCGGUGCGGAUUUGCCGCAAUGAGAUGGAAAGGAGUUAAUAAACGUUGCAAUGAUCAUCAGGUGCACAAAGACAACCGACGCAACAUAUUCGAACCACUGGUCUACGAAGGCGGCGACCGCUGCAACGAGUGUCUCCUUUACCGAUGCAUUUUGUUUGGGUUCAAGCCGCUGGGCCGCGGGUUCAGCGUAUGUAUCACGUGUACCCGAGGAGGGCCGAUGACCUAU
Molecule: messenger RNA, 675 nt
Organism: Mesorhabditis spiculigera
Lineage: Eukaryota; Metazoa; Nematoda; Chromadorea; Rhabditida; Rhabditidae
Source: the annotation of a GenBank genome assembly